Myxozyma melibiosi is the source of this 2180-nucleotide messenger RNA. RefSeq lists its product as uncharacterized. Lineage: Eukaryota; Fungi; Ascomycota; Lipomycetes; Lipomycetales; Lipomycetaceae. The transcript has 3 exons. Gene Ontology annotation, molecular function: zinc ion binding; DNA-binding transcription factor activity, RNA polymerase II-specific. The record is from RefSeq and is a predicted model, not a curated record. Gene Ontology annotation, biological process: regulation of DNA-templated transcription. The coding region runs from base 106 to 2061 and encodes 651 amino acids.
UCGAGCAAAGUAUCACUACAACCACCCAGUUCCAGCUUCUUCUACACACACCCUCUGUCGCUGCCGCCCGUUAUUCACGAAUACUGAUAAUCUCAACUUGCUCACAUGCAGCCUGCGGCUAAGCGGCAACGUCGGUCAGACAGUCUGCGACCCGCGUACCCGCGCAGACGUGCGGUGGAAGCCUGCCAGACUUGCCGGGCGCGAAAGACAAAGUGCGAUAAUGUGCGUCCGUCGUGCGGAUUCUGUACUCGGAUAGGCACCCGCUGUGUGUUUGAGACUACUGAAAGCGACUUUUCUUCAUUCGACCCCGCAAGUCUCAAGAUUCUCGACCGACUCAACGCGGUAGCAGCAGAUGUUCAGACGCUUCUCGCCCGCACGACCUCAAAUAGCAGCAUAUCAAAUGCUGCACCAGUCAUCGAGUUCCCGAUAAAGUCGCCGCUUCGACCCAUCAGCAUCGCCCCGUCGACCGCAUCUCCCGAACAAGGAGCUGCUCCGCCGCCACCGCCGCUGAUUUCUGUUUCGCCUCCAAGUACAACAGACACACAGAACUCUGACGUCGUGAGCGAAACACUCAACUUUCCGACCGAAGAACUUCACGAUGAGAAAAUUCUGUCGUGGCCUAUAUUCGAGCUGCCGUUCACAAUCACUCCACUUAUCGAAAACUUGCUCGACGCAGAAGCAGACUACAGUUCCGAAGCUGAAGAUUACUCCGUCAACCAGGAUCCCCCAACAUCCGAGCUUUGGUCGCUUGUUGACAGUUUCUUGCUUAAUGUACAUAUCAAAAACCCGAUCCUCGAUUUCCAGCGACUGCGGAAAUCGGCAGCUAAUAUCAUACAAAACGGUUUCAAGUGGGACGAGGAGUCCUGUUUGAUGCUUCACGUCUGCGCUCUUGGAGCAGUCUCAUCACCAUAUUCGUCGCUACCUAACGAUGAUUUAACGAUCGAUUCAUCAGCGACUUCGCUUGGGGACUCUCUUGAAGAACUCGAGCGUUCAAAGUUAUACUAUCGCGAAGCAUCAAAGCGUCUCAGUAUAGUUCGGAAAUUCUCUCUGGUUCAGAUUCAGUGCUAUGUGCUUUCUGGGAUAUACCUAAUGUUUACUAUGCGUCCGCUUGUGGCAUGGCGGCAGUUUCAUCUUGCUUGUGUGUCUUGUCAGAUUUACUUCAAACGGCAGAAUCGAGAUAGCGAUUGGACGGACGUCGAUCGCAGUUUGGAACAGCGUCUUUUUUGGACGGCUUUCAAGUCGGAGUGUGAGAUUCGGUCGAUUAUUCCCACGCCGCCGUCGGGAAUCAUCGAUUUCUUAUACCCCAGCAUGUUCCCAUCUCCUCCUUCGGUCGUGUACGACGAAUCUGCAGAGAACAGCGAGCAGCACUCGCCAGAGGAGAUCCAUAUUCUAAAAUCCAGCGUCAGCAGCUCGGUAGAGCGCAAGAGUUGGUUUUACUAUCUUACAGAGAUCGCGCUGCGGAAGAUCGAGAACCGGAUGAUUAGCGUUCUCUACAGCAAUUCGAACGAGACGUGGCUGGAUCUGCCAUUUGAGCAUUUAACGGAAUUGGUGACAGAAGUAGAGACACAGUUGUCGCUGUGUCAUUCGAAUAUCGUGCCAGAGAUCAAGUUUGUGAUGGACCAUAUCGGAUACGACGACGAAGUGAAAGAUGUCUUGCAAGCUCGAUUUUGGGAGAUUUACAAACUCACGUAUCGGCCACUGCUUUACAUUGCGAUUCAUUCGGCCAAACCACUGGACGAGACACAGCACGCGUUCAUAACCCCACGGCUCGACAAAAUGUUUCACUACAUGCUGAACAGCUGCAUGCACUACCGACACCGUCACCACGGUACGUGGUUCUCGAUCCACUGCCGAUUUGUCGACGGAGCACUGAUCCUGGCGGGAGUCAAGAGCAGAAAACUGCCGUAUGACGAUCCAGUCCGGCGGAAUAUUGAGCGGAUCAUUGAGGUGAUGCGGUACUGGGAGUCCGAGUCGUCGGAUCUGAAGGCGGUACGCACGAUUCUCGAAUACAUCUGGACGGAUGUGCGCAUGAGGUUGGAUAUGGGAGGCAUUUUAGUUUGAAUUUGUUUAUUAUGUCUGAGGCGUUGGAAAAGCUAUAGUAGCAUUAAUGUAAUAUGUUUGAUAUUCUAGUUAUGAACAAGGAUGAACAUGAUGAACAUACGAACAGAAAGAACAGCACC